This is a messenger RNA of Alternaria arborescens, 630 nucleotides long. RefSeq lists its product as hypothetical. The transcript has a single exon. The coding region runs from base 1 to 630 and encodes 209 amino acids. NCBI's taxonomy places the organism in Eukaryota, Fungi, Ascomycota, Dothideomycetes, Pleosporales, Pleosporaceae. The record is from RefSeq and is a predicted model, not a curated record.
AUGGGUGUAGAAGCCGGACCCGCAGAGGAGCGAGUCGGGCUUACUUCAUUAUCCACAAAAUACAACAACGACGAUCUCAAGCCGCGAAGGAACCUCAUCUUACGAGUAGCUAUCGCCGUUCUUGUUACCAUUCUGGCUGUUUAUGGAGCUUACGCGGCCGGAUCCCAAACUCUCGCAACACUAAUGCGAGAUGAUGCCUCAUGCGUGUGCGGCGUUACAACUGCCGAAGGAAUCUCGCAGAACUGCAAGUUCGACGAGAUCGAGCUGUGCUGGUUGAGACCGGAAUGUAUCGAUUUCGAGCUCACUCAUGAGUUCAUCACAGCUUCUCGUUCCGACCCGGGGGGUGUUUGGCUAUACCAAACGGAGCUGGAUGGCAAACAGCGCCUGAUCAACGGAACCGAGCUAUCAAUGCUUAUUGAGCCCGGGAGAACCAUAUGGUUCACCUACGAGCAGCAUGUUGCGCACUGCGUCUUUGCGUGGAGAAAGCAGUUCCGGCAGCAGUUCACAGGCAUUGUGAUGCCUACAACGGCAUCAGACGAGGGACAUAUCAGACAUUGUGGUGAAAUGUUCAUGCUCAACGCUAGCUUGGAGGAGAGACGUACGAAGCUGGUGUACCCUUCUGAAGUGUAA